CGCCCCCAGCGCGCGGGCUGACGCCUCAGCGGAAGCCGCCCCGCCGGGCGGAAGCGGUGGGGCGAUGGCGGAGGGCGGCGCGGAACCGGGGGAUGAUGGCCCCGGCCCCGGUCCCGACCCUGGGCUGGCCCUGGUCGAGGGCAGCGCCGGGCGUGCCGGGCGCGUCGGGGACCCCGAUGACCUAGUGGCCCUGGCCCGGCAGGUGCAGCAGGCCGAUGACUUUGUCCGAGCAAACGCCUGCAGCAAGCUGACAGUCAUCGCUGAGCAGAUCCGGUACCUGCAGGAGCAGGCACGCAAGGUCUUGGAUGAAGCUAACAGGGAUGCUGAUCUGAACCACGUGGCCUGCAACCUUGUGAAGAAGCCAGGAAAUAUUUACUACAUGUACAGGCGGGAGAGUGGGCAGCGGUAUUUCUCUAUCCUGUCUCCUAAGGAAUGGGGUACCACCCCCCAUGAAUUUCUUGGUGCCUAUAAGCUCCAGCAUGACAUGUCCUGGACUCCGUUUGAGGACAUAGAGAGACGAGAUGCUGAAAUAACUGUCCUGGAGAAGCUGCUGAGCCGGCAGGCAGCACUGCCCUCGUGCACGGAGCCCAACUUCCAGGGCCUGACCAAGUCACACAAGUGACCACACAGGACCCCCUGAGCAGAGUCCCUGAGUGAGGGGACACAGUGCCUGUACACUGCCAAAGGCAGGGCAAUGAAAGAGACCAAGAAACAAAAAUGCUGAUUGCUCUGUGCUUUAAGGAGACUAAUUCUGCAUUCAGUCUUUCUGGAUUUUCUAGUAAUUCAAUAAUUUACUUCAUUGAUCUAUGCCAAGCUGUAGCAAGAGACAGGUGAUACCAGAAGGUGUGAGUUCCAAGAUCACUUGGAGGAAAAAGCAGAAAUUCUUGGGGCAGAUGUGAUAAUGCUGUAAAAUAACAUCUCCUAUCUGCCUGGCUCUGGUGUACCUCACUGUGAGUGCUUGAGUCAGGUAAUAAUCUCAGGGCUGGAUUUUUCCCCUUAUUAAAAUGCACAUGUUUAGAGAGCUCUAUGGCCUGGGAAGAGUGGUCAAAGGCCUGUGGCAAAGGGUCUGCUGUGAUGAAUGUUCUGGACUCUGUCCUAGCUGGUCAUGAUCCCUGAGCUGGGAACAUGGGGUGACCUGAAGCUCUCUUCUCUGGAAAGAACAUCCUCAACAGUGCCAUGCAGGUGCUCUCCAGAUGAUGUGUGUUUCACAUCCUCAUGCAUUACCCCUUGGAUCUGAGUGCAUGAGCUGCCAGGUAGAGACAGGAUACUGGAUGACUUUAUGCCAGAGCAGUGGGGAGAGUAAAAUAAAUCAAUUUUGAUCUCACAUGUAUCACCAAAA
Messenger RNA from Parus major (Great Tit), 1339 nucleotides. It is a transcript of the gene C21H1orf50, whose product is annotated as chromosome 21 C1orf50 homolog. The record is from RefSeq and is a predicted model, not a curated record. The coding region runs from base 65 to 622 and encodes 185 amino acids. NCBI's taxonomy places the organism in Eukaryota, Metazoa, Chordata, Aves, Passeriformes, Paridae. The transcript has 4 exons.